AUGGCAUUUGAUGCGAAACCUCUUCUUCCCCUUCCAUCCCAGGCGCAGCUUCGCGAAGCUUUUGUCGGCAAGGAAUUGGAACAUGUGCCCACGCCGGCCGCGGUCCUGGAUAAGGCCGUCGUGAAAAGGAAUUGCCUCCAAAUGUUGAAGGCGUGUGAAGCUCUCCAGGUCGGAUUCCGGCCUCAUGUCAAGACCCACAAGACCGUGGAAGUCGCCCAACUGCAGCUUGGCGACGGAAUCAAUGAUGUCAAAGUAAUUGUUUCAACGGUGGCAGAGGCCGAGCAUCUGUCUGACUUCCUCUUGACAAGUCGAGAAUCGCGGCGAAGUGUCAACAUACUCUACGGUAUCCCCUUACCUCCUUCUCAAAUCGAACGGUUAGCGCACUUGGGCAAGAAGAUUGGAAGCGAAAGCAUAAGCGUCCUUGUGGACAACAAAUCCCAGCUUCAGGCCGCUAGAGCAUUCAGGGAUAUGGCAGGUUUUCCACUUAAAGUGUUUAUCAAAAUUGAUACGGGUUAUCAUCGAGCAGGAGUGGUGGUCGGAACCGAAAAAUUCAAUUGCCUCAUCAUCGACAUUCUCGACGACGAGUCUCGCGGGACUGUGGAACUCCUGGGCUUCUACAGUCAUGCUGGCCACUCAUAUGGAGGUGACUCUGCGCUUGGCGCAAUGGAACUCCUCAUCGUCGAGCUUGAAGGACUAGAGAAAGCGGCAAACUAUGCUUCAAAAGCUCGCGAUCACGCGCCAAUGAGCCAGAAAUACGUCCUUUCAGUGGGAGCCACCCCAACGGCGACGUCUAUAGAGAACAUGCUUGAAAGAUCCGCUCAAGCAGAAUCUCCAAUGGGAGGAGAGAUAGCCAAGUUGAAGAAGGUAAUUGAACGUGUCAAAGCCACUCAUGCCAUUGAAAUACAUGCUGGAGUCUAUCCGUUCCUAGACAUGCAACAACUGGCCACGCAAGCUAGUCCCUCGGCUGUACCUGCCAAUCCGAAAUACGACAAUUCGGGCCUGUCGACCGCGGACAUUGCAUUGACCGUCAUGGCUGAAGUUGCAAGCGUGUACGAAAGUCGUGACAGUCCGGAAGCGCUGAUGGCAGCUGGAUCGUUGGCGCUGGGACGUGACCCUUGCAAAUCGUACAACGGAUGGGGCAUCGUCAGUGACUGGGGUAUGUCUACGAACAAUUUUGAAGGGAGGUCUGGUUGGCAGGUUGGACGCAUCAGUCAGGAACAUGGUAUAUUGAUAAAAGAUUCACAGCGUGAAAGCCAUGAGCUGGCAGAGUUGAAGAUCGGCCAAAAGGUAAGGGUGUGGCCCAACCACGCUUGUGUGGCUGGCGCGGGCUUUGGGUGGUAUCUGGUUGUUGAUUCAAGCCUGCCUGAAGAAAGGCGAGACCAAGUUGUGGAUGUCUGGGUCAGAUGUCGAGGGUGGUGA
Molecule: messenger RNA, 1419 nt
Organism: Letharia columbiana
Lineage: Eukaryota; Fungi; Ascomycota; Lecanoromycetes; Lecanorales; Parmeliaceae
Exons: 4
Coding region: 1-1419 (472 amino acids)
Biological process (GO): D-serine catabolic process
Molecular function (GO): D-serine ammonia-lyase activity
Source: RefSeq, a predicted model, not a curated record